This is a messenger RNA of Branchiostoma floridae (Florida lancelet), 2832 nucleotides long. Its product is annotated as rho-related protein racA-like. Gene Ontology annotation, molecular function: protein kinase binding; GTPase activity; GTP binding. Gene Ontology annotation, biological process: regulation of proteolysis; proteasome-mediated ubiquitin-dependent protein catabolic process; regulation of cell shape. The record is from RefSeq and is a predicted model, not a curated record. The coding region runs from base 402 to 2174 and encodes 590 amino acids. Lineage: Eukaryota; Metazoa; Chordata; Leptocardii; Amphioxiformes; Branchiostomatidae. Gene Ontology annotation, cellular component: cell cortex; plasma membrane; cytoplasmic vesicle. The transcript has 13 exons.
GACCGAUUGUUUGUGAUACUUUCUAAUAUCCACCUAUCGGAAUAGUCCAUUUCUCUGGGUUGUUUCCUGGAUACCUGGAUCGUCUUCGGACAGUGUAAACAAGUCGCCGAGUGGACACUUUUAGACCUACUACUUCUUCUACAAAAACAUCAACAUGAAACUCUUUUAUACCUUCCCAAAACGAGCCGUUAGUCAUUGUCCGAUCUGGGGUACAUGGAUCGGUUUACCAUAUUAAGACAUUACGCCCUGGCUGCUGAUUGGUUGCUAUUUUUAGCCUAUGAGUCUGCUAUAAAACCUGGAAGUUUGAGUUGAAACGUUAGUGUCUGUUGUUAUUGUCCAGCAAGGAGCUCUUGUCUGAGAGAGUAGGAGGGGAUACGGUGGUCAUCUAAGGCAUUGAAACGAUGGCUGCACUAAACUUAAAGCUGGUGAUCGUGGGCGAUGGAGGGGUGGGGAAGAGCUGCCUCCUCAUCACCUACAAAACCGAGUCAUUCCCCGGUAGGUUCAUAUGCAUGACUUCACACCGUGCCAACUAUUGUACCAACAUCGUGGUAGAUGGAAAACCGUACAACAUGGCCUUCUGGGAUACUGCUGGGCAGGAGGACUACGAUCGUCUGCGCCCACUGUCCUAUCCACAGACAGACAUCUUCCUGAUGUGCUUUGACAUUGGCAACAGGGAUUCUUUUGAGAACAUCUCAGAAAAGUGGUUCCCAGAAGUUCGACACUUCUGUCCUGACACACCCAUCAUUCUUGUGGGCACAAAAAAUGAUCUGCGCUCUGCGUCUGAUGUCUGCCGCUGCUGCGUCAGAUGUGUGUCUUGGCAGGAGGGGCAGCAAGUUGCAACAAGUUUGAAUCUUCCGUACCACGAGACAAGCUCACUGAAACAAGUAGGACUGAAGGAGCUGAUGAACCAUGCAGUACAACUUGGGAGCCAGAGUGUUAGAAGACAGAAAAAAGGAGGCUCCAUCGGCAAGUGGGUUCCUUCCUGGUUGAAAGGGAAAAAGUCCAACUCUCUCCCACCUCCUCCUGUCAUGCCCCCUGCUGGUCAGGCCCCAUGGAUUGAGAUUGAGACGUCCACCAUUGCUGAUCACAUGACCCAGCUGCUGAAGUCAGGUGACUACAGUGACGUGACCUUUGUAGUGGAGGGGUCACACCAUGUCCCAGCGCACAAACUGGUCCUGUGCAGUGCUUCAGAAUUCUUCCAGAACCUCUUUGGUGUUCAAUCAUCAAAUAAGAAAGACAAAUCAUCCAAGAGUACCCCAAACUUUGCUGCUGGCUGUGCAGGGGUUGCUGGGAUUGAAGAGGGGACAUCAGGAACUGUGGUAACGCUGCGAGAUGACAUCAGUCUGGAGGUCUUCACACAUGUCCUGGAGUUUCUGUACUCAGGUCUUCCAGUUCUGACUGAAGCUCCCACAGAAGAGAAACUGACCAGACUUACAGCUGCAGCAGAACUGUUCCACCUGCCGUACCUCAGCCAGGUGUGUGACAAUAUCAUCCGUAAAGAGGAGUUCCUGAACCCCAGUAUUGGCACGUACCUGAACGAUACUACCGGACAGAAGAUCAAAGAGUUGUUCUUCAACAAGUCAGAGCUUUCUGAUAUCAGCUUUAUUGUGCAAGGUACCACAGUCCAUGCACACAAGGCAAUCUUGACCUCUAGGUCAGAAGUCAUGGGGGUCAUGUUUGGUGGCAGCUUUUCUGAGAGCUCCAGUUCUAAGGUUCCAGUGACAGGCCCAACUACAGAUGUAUUCCUGGCACUCCUGGAGUACCUCUACACUGACAAUGCACCAAUCGAGGAUGUGGGACCGCUGGACAUCCUGCCACUGGCUGACCAGUACGGACAGACGCGCCUCAUCAGCAUGUGUGAACUCUACAUGACUAAAGACGUGGACCGUGACACAGGAGAGAGCAUAGAGAAAUCUUCGACUGAUGUAAUUGGUCUACUAGUCAUGGCACAGAUGCACAAUGCUCCCCAGCUGUCCUCCUGGUGUCUUCACUUUAUUUCUACCAACUACACAGCUAUCAGCAAGAGGCCAGAGUUCAGUCUGCUGCAAGGUGAGAAUCUGAAACAUGUGGAGGAGCAUCAGUGGCCACCUGUGAGUUACCUGAAGCAGGUGGAAGAAUAUGAGGCAAUGUUGAAGGAGAAAGGCCACAACACAGACAAGUGUGUCGUCAUGUAACCAGUCAUAACAACAGUCAGACAAGUGUGUUGUAAUGUAACCUAGUCAUCACAAGUACUGCUGCUUCUUUAUAAUCUCCUAGCAGAUGUUGGAAGCCAAGGAAGGUCAUAACUGUUAGUUAACUGACCAGUUUCUCUGUAACAACCAAUGUCUGCAAUGUUAUCAUGCAGGUUCACUUGUUUGAGAAAGCAGAGCAACCAGUGAAUGUCAGGAGCUGCUGUCCUAAUGUCUGCUUGGAGAAUACUGCUUCUGUUUCAGCCAGAAAUUCAAAAGUCCCAAUGGAUUUUUUUUCAUGUUUGUUUUUACAUUAAUGUAAUAUACUUGUAUGUUUGAAAUGUAAUGUUUCAGAUUUUGGUAAUAUUCUGUUUGUGUUAUGUUUCCAUUAUGCUGUUCCCAUCAUCUAAGAAUGUAAGAACUUGUAUGUGUAGGUACAGAAAAUUUAACUUUUUGAAGGACCAGUUGUUUCAGGAGAUAUAUAUGUGUGCAAUGCCCUUAGCUAGAAAAGGGAUGUUUAAUGCAGAGAAUGCAAUUAUUGUCUACCAACUUAGCACAUCACUCUAUCUUGCCUUAUUCAACAAGUCUUAAAAGGUCUCAUCAGGACCCAUAUUUGCCAAAGAUGUAUCACUUUCCCUCAAGCCAAAGCCUUCUUAGCAACAUU